UCCCCGUAGCUCCGCCCCCGCUCGGUGCAGUCAGUCCCCGCCAGCCUGUCUCCCUCACACCCAGCCCGCUCCGGUCUCCGCCGCUCAUCCUCCGCCUUCCGCGCUCUGCAUGCGGCUCUGAAGAUGCGAGCGGCCCCGGUCUCCGGCCUCCUGGCCCCCGUGGCCCUGCUCGUCCUCCUGUGGCCCUCAGACAGAUUCUGCGAGGCUUGCAGCUGCUCCCCCGUGCACCCCCAGCAGGCCUUCUGUAACGCAGAUAUCGUGAUCCGCGCCAAAGCCAUCAUAGGUAAAGAAGUCAACAGUGGGAAUGACGUCUAUGGGAAUCCUAUCAAAAGGAUCCAGUAUGAAAUUAAACAGCUCAAGAUGUUUAAGGGGCCUGAUAAGGACAUUGAAUACAUCUUUACAGCCCCAUCCUCUGCAGUGUGUGGGGUAACGCUGGAGACAGCUGGCAAGAAGGAGUACCUGAUUGCAGGUAAAGCGGAGGGAGAUGGGAAGAUGCACAUCACACUGUGUGACUUUAUUGUCCCGUGGGACUCCCUGAGUCCGACUCAGAAGAAAAACCUUAAUCAGCGGUAUGAGAUGGGCUGCGAAUGCAAGAUCUCCCGCUGUCCUUCCAUGCCCUGCUUCAUCACGUCACAGGAUGAGUGUCUUUGGACAGACUGGGUGACGGAGAAGAGCAUUAAUGGAAGACAGGCGAAGCACUACGCAUGCAUCAAGCGUAGCGACGGAUCCUGUUCCUGGUAUCGGGGCAGUGCGCCACCCAAGCAGGAAUUCCUCGACAUACAAGACCCGUAACUCUCAACCGCUCCGGAGGAGAGGACGCGGGCAGCUUUACCGUACUCCAGUUUUGACGUCACGUUCUGCCAAAUCACCUGCUCCUAAGGAAGGAAAGGCUGUAAAAUGACGGCUAUGGUGGGCAAUUAUUUAACCCCUUCAGUGCACAACUGCAUUGAAUGGAUUAAAUGUAUCAAGGAUUUGAGGGAUGGAUUCGUGUCUCUCCCUCCAUGUUCCCUUACUUUUUUUUUUUUUUUAUAAUUCCUUUGACUUCCCCCUACCCACAAAAACACACUCCUUUCUCUUUCAGACAGUCUGUGUUCUGUGCGCACAAUACCACAGGGAGGACCCCCAACCUUAUUCUGUGUAGCUGGCCUACAGCCCCCUUUCUAACUCGGGGUGCCUCUCUGGAACCCCACACAUUAUGUAUAAGCUUCUAUGUUAUUUUAUUUCUCUUUUCUUUGCUGGCAACGUUUAUAGACCAUUAAUGGAAUCGAUUCUACGGAGUGUUUUCUCCCACGCAGCGUAAAUAAUUGAGUGAUCCCAGGUAUCUGCUUGUUAUAUUCUAAUCUGGUUACAGCUUGAGCCCUAACUCCAUUCACCUCUGUGCGUUUUGGUUUUUUUGUUGUUUUCUGAUUCCUUGUAAAUAUAUUGGACAAGACAAAAAACAAAAAUGCGUCUUAGGGAGAACCUGCAGGGGAGUGUUCUUAAACCUGUAAAGGGGAACUACCAUGAAAAAUUAUCUUUUCAUAUGUUGUAUAACAUAUUAAAAAUGCCGCUUUGCAAAGCUGCAACAACCAUCAGCCUGAGGCGUCAAACAUAUUUUGAGGGGCUAUUCUCCCCUACUACCUCUCUAUUAUCGGUGAGUGACAGCCAGCAUAUUUUGGCCACUGAAAGUGGUUCUCCAAAAUCCUUCACUCUAAAGGGAUAUGGCGGUUACAUCUCUGCAAAAUAGCCAUUAUUCAUAUGUUCUACAACAUAGCAAAUAUAUAUAUA
Pelobates fuscus (common spadefoot toad) is the source of this 1767-nucleotide messenger RNA. RefSeq names its product TIMP metallopeptidase inhibitor 2 (gene TIMP2). The record is from RefSeq and is a predicted model, not a curated record. Bases 124 to 792 code for a protein of 222 amino acids. Gene Ontology annotation, molecular function: protease binding; metalloendopeptidase inhibitor activity. The transcript has 5 exons. Gene Ontology annotation, cellular component: extracellular matrix. NCBI's taxonomy places the organism in Eukaryota, Metazoa, Chordata, Amphibia, Anura, Pelobatidae. Gene Ontology annotation, biological process: negative regulation of membrane protein ectodomain proteolysis; response to cytokine; negative regulation of endopeptidase activity.